Rhipicephalus sanguineus (brown dog tick) is the source of this 906-nucleotide messenger RNA. RefSeq lists its product as uncharacterized. The transcript has 4 exons. NCBI's taxonomy places the organism in Eukaryota, Metazoa, Arthropoda, Arachnida, Ixodida, Ixodidae. The coding region runs from base 98 to 829 and encodes 243 amino acids. The record is from RefSeq and is a predicted model, not a curated record.
ACUCUCCUAAAGAGAGCAAUGCUACAGAGGAUUAUCAAAUAUUUCACUGUGUCUUUUUCAUUCCUAAGCAGCGGUCGAAUAAUAUAACUGCGAAAACAUGCUCAUACUUCGUCAAAUCAGUACAUGCGUCUACUCCUGGAUUCUCAUGGCCACAUUAGCUGAUACGACGUACAGAGAGGAUGUCCUGCGGAGAUAUUUUAACAAGCUUGUUCCCCCUAGGAUGAAAUUCAAUUUGCCGGAUCAUUAUUUUGCUCUCCGUAAUCCUUUUGACGUCAAGGGUACUCAGUAUAGAUUCAACCUAACGGCUGGGAAACUUCGUGUUAAAACCCCCGUUUUAACAAUAUUUGACGGAAAAGCUUGCAAGAUCAGCCGUGCACUGAUGAAAACAGUGCAAUGCAUAUUUCCAAUUGAUGGCUCCUCUGCGAAUUACACCGGCAAGUUAUCCUACGGGCGACACGUUGUUCAGACGUUCAAAGUGAAGCUUACUGUCGAAGCGUACACGUAUGAAAAUUCAGGCUGGAGAAACCCUGCGGAUAUAUCUGUUUACAUGAGGCCCAAGAUGUCUGCAGGGAAAACACGUCUCGCAGCAACCGACAUAUUCGUUACGGAAUUUAUAGUGAAAAUAACCGUGAAGCCCGACUUUCGCAAUUCCUCAGUGUUUCACGGCAACAGCACAAUCAUCAACAAAGUCUACGACGGUUUUUGGGACUAUGUGUAUAGAAAGAGCAAGCCAGAUAUGCGAAAAGUAGCGAGAGACUCCUACGCUAGACAACUGGCCAAGAACGCAGAAAAAACACCGAUAAUUGAGUGGUUGUUCUGGAAACAGUGAGAAGGAGCAUGUAAAUCGAAACAAGAAUGAUGAAGUGUCACCAGCUGUAGAAUAUCCAAUAAAAUUUAAUGAAAGUG